AAGUUCAAAAUAUCUAACUUGGAAGAUAGGAAGAAGCAGAAAUAUGUGAAGUAUAAUGCAUAAUUUCCUGCAAAAACAGUAAGCAAUUCUGUAAGUUUUUGGAGCACUGUAACAAUAUUACAGUGUUGUGGGAAGUUCAUACGCGGCUUGCUGGGUAUAAGCUAAAUCAUGGUUUAAUGCCUUUGUUUCAAUGAAUGCAGACUUGUGCAAUGGAUUUUGAUGCUUCAGUAAAUGGAUUAUUAUGUGAAAUACAUAUUACAUAACCCUAAGAAUAUGUCUUCUGCAGCUGCCUGUUAUAGUUCUUCCCACACAAUAAUGGCCUCAUGUGUAUCAUCUGCCUCCUUGGGAUUAAACCCACAUAGCCUACAAUUGAAAUCCUCAGUUAAAACCUCAAAUCCCAUCUUCACUAAAACACCAUUGCAAGAUUUCUCUGAUUUAAGCAGACCCACAAUCAGUUGCAGUGAUAGCAGGAAGAUUAAGAGCAAAUAUUCACUGACACCCAGUUCAAAAUCAUGGGUUAAAUUCAGACUGAUACAAUGUAAAUCUAUGAAGAGUCCCAAUGGAUUUGGCCAGGUCCCAGAGAAGAGGUACAAAAAGAAAAAGAUUAAGACAAUUGAAUUGGAAGAAAAUGCUCAAGGGGAUGGAAUGAAUGCAAAGAUUGAUGAAGAUGAUGAGAUUCCAGAGGUUGUGUUCAACAGAAUAAUAAAAAGAAUUGGGUUUUAUGUGGUAGGACCCAUGAUGACAGGCUUCAUUUUGUUCCCAUUUUAUGAUUUUCUCAAUAGUGGUUUGAAGGUGGAUGUUCCAACAUGGAUUCCUAUUGUGACUGUGUUUUUCACAUUUGGGACAUCAGCUUUGGGCAUAAUGUAUGGAGCAGUCUCUGCAAGCUGGGACCCUGCAGUGGAAGGUUCUCUCCUUGGAUGGACAGAGGCUCAAAAGAAUUGGCCUGAAAUUUGGAAAUCAGAUCAAGGCCAGUCUACAGAUUGAAAACAAUUCAAUGUUUGGAAAAACCCAUUUCAUGUAAUGUAAAUGUAGUUCUCCUAAAAUAAAAUAAGUAGAAGUCCAUUAUAUAUCAA
Messenger RNA from Cryptomeria japonica (Japanese cedar), 1073 nucleotides. RefSeq names its product protein PAM68, chloroplastic. The record is from RefSeq and is a predicted model, not a curated record. NCBI's taxonomy places the organism in Eukaryota, Viridiplantae, Streptophyta, Pinopsida, Cupressales, Cupressaceae. The transcript has a single exon. Bases 232 to 984 code for a protein of 250 amino acids.